This is a messenger RNA of Acaulospora morrowiae, 607 nucleotides long. The record is from the annotation of a GenBank genome assembly. Lineage: Eukaryota; Fungi; Glomeromycota; Glomeromycetes; Diversisporales; Acaulosporaceae.
AUAGUCCUCUCUAAAAGUAAUGUCAAUAUACCCAACCCUGUUAUAAGCCAAUGUAUCGCCCAUGCCAGCUCUACUGGUACUAGUUCCAAAUUGUUAGAGGAUGAUAUCCCCACAUCUAAUAUAUCUGAUAACACAUCUAGCGACAAAGUGACUACCUCCGGCAAUUCUGAUAUAUACCAGGAUUCGUCAACCCUCACGUCUCUCAUUCCUGCAAAAACUAUAUCAUUGGAAGAGAAGGAAGAAAAUGAAUUUAUGAAUUUGCAGUAUAAGGAACAAGUUAAUAAAGAGAUAAUGGAGAGAAUUAGGGAAAUGAAACUUCGGGAUCAAGAGACGCCCUCGACUCCUGAGAAUAAUACACCUAAUAUUCCACGUGAGCAAGAUUUAAUACAAGAAAUAUCAACAUCUAUCAAGCAACAAACACAAAGUAUCCCUUCUCCUGAAAUAAAUCAUACGAUCAAAAUUUCAGCGAACAAUGUUCGUCCAAAUUGUGACAAUUCCGGAAUAACACAAGACUCAGAGACCCAAGAUAUUAUCUGUCUAUAUCAAAAUGCGUGCGAUGCAGAAAAAGACGCAAUCGAAGCUAAUCGAAAAGAAAUUUUGUGUUGGU